Molecule: messenger RNA, 4560 nt
Organism: Arctia plantaginis
Lineage: Eukaryota; Metazoa; Arthropoda; Insecta; Lepidoptera; Erebidae
Source: the annotation of a GenBank genome assembly
AUGGGUUCAAUCGCAUCAGUGCUGCAAUGGCAUUGUCAGACGUGCGGCCAGAUCAACCCUACAGAAAGUGUAAAGUGUUUAAAAUGUGGCACAAAGCGGGUUUCGAGUCAUGACAGUGGUUCAUUUAAAGGAAAUUGCAGAGAUUCUUCCCCGGAACACACAUCAAGAACUGGUAAAAGCGAGGGAACUACACCAGGAUCCGAACCAAUCGUCAUUCCAACAGAAAACUGUUUUAACAGCGAAUGGUCGUGUGUGGGUUCGGCCCCGGAGCGAUCACGCGCAUGGCGGUGCGCAUGCGGGUUGCGCAACGUGUCUGCCGCCUGGCGCUGCGCUGCCUGCGAUGUCAUCGCGCCACAUGCGCCAGUCUACAGGCUAUCUGAUGAUGAGGACCAAGCUUCAGGGAUGACGGACGAAGAAAAGUCUGCUCAAGACAACACUAUGAUAAGGUCCAACACCCUUGCUGUCCCAUCAUCAUAUAAACCCACAACGAGCUACUCAGAUGGCCGUCGAUUGAACCUCGACUUGCAAUCCCUCCGUCUCUCUCCUACGCAAUUGUCGGAUCACGCGCAUGGUGUAACCCGAUCGCUGUCACACGGAUCCGUUAUAAACUCCCAGAAAAAGUGGUGGAACGUUAACGAAACUGCCAGAGGUACAAUUAACAGGCCAACCAGUUUGAUGGUUUCGGAAAGAUACGGCCAAAUAAAUCCUAGAGAGUCGUUCUUGAGAAGCCUUCACACUGUAACAAGAAGACCGAAGAAGUGUAAUGAGAGCAAAUCGAAUUGGGAGUUAAAUUACGUCAAAGAGUAUCAAAAAGAACAGAGCAAAGGUUUACACUUGAAGAAGUGGUCGUGUAGUAAGUGCACUCUGGAGAACUCAGGCAUAAGGACACAUUGUGAAGCUUGCCUGUCACCUAGGGUUUCUCCUCUCGCAAGGAUUCCUAAUUCAAGAGGACUUAGUGUGACUACUUUAGGUAGACAUGAGACUUCAAUGGGCAGAGAUGGCGCUACAUCUCUUCCUACUUCUGGAGGAGUCAUGAUCACGGUCCCAGAUUGGCCCACUGGGAGUACAACAUUAGGAACAAAUUUUCGUAGGUCCAUUAGUGCCUCAAAUUCUCCCGAAAUUCGUCCAAUGUAUCGACGUUCUUUCUCAGAGCAGACCAACACUGAAAAAGCAGUCGGUAAGGUGAUAUCGAGUAGGAGAAGUUUGAACGAAUAUCAGAAGUCAUUAGCGAAUUAUUGCGGGAGUUUGACGAAACCGGAGAUCAGGAAAGACCCCAAAAUCGAUGAGAAUAACAUCGACGUGAUCGAUAAAGAAUGCAGUUGGGAUACGAAUGCUGAAGGUGUUAUAUAUGCAUUGCCUAAUAAGGGAAAAUACAAAGAUUUGAAUCUACAGCUCCAAGUAAAUAAUAACGGAACUAGGUAUUCAUAUGUGUCUGUUCAGGACACGAAGACAGUCAUGAGCAAUUCUCAGAACGAGGCUUUGUACUCCAAUGACGUUAGUGAGGGUGAUUAUGCGAGGAUAGAUGAGCUAUUGGGAACGGAGAAUUGUAUGUCGCCUGUAAAUGACGUGGCUUCGAAUAUUAGGACUUCGCAUAUAGGGCUGCAACGGGAACAACCGAAGGUGUUUAAUAUGUUGCCGUCCGUGGGAAAAGUAUCUCACAAUCCUCGCGAGCCGUCUAAAGUGCCUUCGACACAGCUACAGGCCACACGGGAGAACCGCAUGUGGCAAUGCAAGGAGUGUUGGUUCGCGUACAACGCGUGGUGGGCGCGGUGGUGCGACGUGUGUCGUAGCGGGCGGCCCGCGCACGCCGCCGUUACUCUCGCCGCCAGGGAUGUCGUUGACGGGAAUCCUAAUAGUACGCGACCUACCAUCCAAUCGGAAGCCAGCAGUAGCAGCAAGCCGGAGUGCAAUCGCACGGAGCCGCCUAAGAAGCUGACCGUACCUAUCGCUUCUCUCGACCAUGAUCUGAACAGUGAUGAGUUAUUGUUUGCAGUCGAGCCCCCAGAGCCGCCGGAGCCGUCGGGCGCGUCGUGGUCGUGCGCGCGCUGCACGCUGGUGAACGACGGCGCCGCGCCCUCCUGCGCAGCCUGCGCCGGCGCGCGGCCGCACGACCACGCGCACUGGUCUUGCAGCUCGUGCACCCUACAGAACCCUCUGUCGGCGAGCUUGUGUCUCGCUUGCAAAACCCCGCCUGUACCCAAGCAUGGACUCGUCGUACCCAACAGUGACGCCAGCCAAGGCGCCAGUGGUCGGAGUCCAUCUCCUCGGAGGAGCAUCCGCCACACACCCGCCCUUCCUCGACGUGGCUCCAGACACAAAACACCGCCCCCAGAACCCAAGGCGGAGGUGACCGAGUGGCCUUGCUCGGAGUGUACGUACGUGAACAGCGGAGGCGCCGUGUCCUGUGAGAUGUGCGCGUCGCCCCGCGCGAGGCUGCUGCGCGCCGCUCCCGACCAGCCCUCGCUCGACGACGAGGAGUCGCCGGAGGGCUCUGACGGCGAGCGCCAAGAGAGUACUCCGAUGGAGAUCCUGCGUCUGAGCGAGGAGAGCCACGCCUGGACACAGUGGCAGGAGGUCCUGGCGCAGUGUGCCUCGACAGGGGAGCCCUACGUGGACUCCUCAUUCCCGGCCUCGCCCCGCUCGCUGUACUACAGUGGCGGAGCGGAGACGGGCGCCGCCACCAGGUGGUUGAGACCCCACCAGAUACAUGUGGAGUCAGAUCACCGACUCCCUUGGGUCGUCUUCCGGGAUCCAAGGCCUUCGGACAUAUCUCAAGGCGUGCUGGGCAACUGCUGGCUGCUGUCGGCGCUGGCCGUGCUGGCGGAGCGCUCGGCGCUGGUGCGCGGCGUGCUGGUGCGCGGCGAGCCCAGCCUGGGCGCCUACCAGCUGCGCUUGUGCAAGGACGGCCGCUGGCUCACCGUCACCGUGGACGACCUGCUGCCCGCCAACAAGAAGGGCCACCUCGUCUACUCGCAGGCAAAACGGAAACAGUUAUGGGUACCGCUUAUUGAAAAAGCGGUCGCAAAGCUACACGGGUGCUAUGAGGCUUUGGUCUCCGGGAGAGCCAUUGAAGGUUUAUGUACACUAACGGGUGCCCCGUGCGAGUCAGUCUCGCUGCAAGCAGGAGGAGCUGGGGGGGCAGGAGGGGGAGCCCCACUCGAGCAGUUGGAUCGGGACCUGGUGUGGGCACAGCUGCUGUCGUCUCGACAGGCCUGCUUCCUUAUGGGGGCUAGCUGUGGAGGGGGCAACAUGAAGGUUGACGAAGAAGAAUAUCAGCGAUUAGGCCUUCGCCCUCGUCACGCUUACUCUGUACUAGACGUGGUGGAAGUGUGUGUCUUUGCGACAGGAGCCGCUCCCACUCGUCUGCUGCGCCUGAGGAACCCUUGGGGCCACUACACCUGGAGGGGAGCCUGGGCUGCUGGCUGUACCAGGUGGACUGAUGCAGCGAGGAGAGCCGUCACUCCUCACGCCCCUACCGCUGAUGUUGAUAGAGAUCAAGGAGUUUUUUGGAUCAGCUUUGAUGAUGUUUUGAAAUAUUUUGACUGCAUAGACAUAUGUAAGGUGCGAGUGGGCUGGCACGAGGUUCGCCUGGCGGGGAUCCUCCCUCCCAUGUCGUCCACGAGGCACCUUACGUGUCUGCUCCUCACUGCCACGCAGCCUACCGAGGUAGACUUCACACUCUUCCAGGAGGGACAGAGGAAUUCGGCUAAAAGUCAACGUUCCCAGUUAGACCUGUGUGUAGUGGUCUUCAGGACCAAGUCCGGUCCGAGCGCGCAUGUUGGCAAACUUGUUGCACACAGUAAAAGACAGGUGCGCGGGUUCGUGGGCUGCCACAAGAUGCUGGAGAAGGGCUUCUACCUGGUGGUGUGCCUGGCCUUCAACCACUGGCACACGGGGCUGGAGCUGGCCGACAGCGCGGCCUGGCCCCGCCACGUGCUGGCCGCGCACUCGUCCAAGCCGCUGUGCGUGGAGCGGCCCGCGCUGCACCCGCACCUGCUGGCCGACGCCAUCAUCGGCCUCACGCUCGCGCGCGGACAGCGCCACGAGGGCCGCCAGGGCAUGACGGCCUACUACCUCACCAAGGGUUGGGCCGGUCUGGUGGUGAUGGUCGAGAACCGUCACACGGACAAGUGGAUCCACGUUAAGUGUGACUGCCAGGAGAGCUACAACGUGGUGUCCACGAGAGGUGAGCUCAAGACUAUCGACUCCGUGCCACCAUUGCACAGGCAGGUGAUAAUCGUGCUGACGCAGCUGGAGGGCAGCGGCGGGUUCUCCAUCGCGCACCGCCUCACGCACCGCCUGGCGGGCGGCGCGCGCCUGCACGACUGGGCCCCCCCCCGCCCCCGCCCCCGCCCCCGCCCCCCCGCCGCACGAGCCGCGCCACCGCCCGCCGCUCGCGCGCCGCCUGCACGGCCUGCACGCGCCCAGGCUCAUCACCUAGCCGCCCGCACCUACACCUACACUACAAUUAAAAUGAACUUACAGGCGAUUGCGGAAACGGGGGCGCCAAUAGACACAUACAAAAUUUACCUAUUUUCGAACAAAUGUAUAAUUAUGUAG